AAUGUCAAACACAAUAUGUCAAAGAAACUUUUUCUGUGAGUUGUGUCCGGUUGAUUUGUUUUGUUUUGGAAGCAGCUGUAAAGAUUCUCCAGCUAAAACCGUGUCAAAUUUAAUUGUCCCACAAAUAUGCCCUCCACGGCAGAUUCUCAACUCAUUCAGAACUUGGAAAAUCAAUUAGGUCGACUGUGUUCGCAGCUGAGUGAUUUGGAGGAAUGCAGGAAUGACUUGACUGACGAUGAAUAUAGUUCGAUGAAGGAGGAGACCGUCGAUCAAAUAAAAGAAUUUACCGAAACACUUGAUCGAAUGAGCAAAUCGUCAGAGAUUUUGACCAGCAGUUUCUCUCAAAUGCGAAAGACAAUACGACAGGCUAUUGCGAAUUCUUUCAAUACAAUCGAAAUGAUAAAAAUGUUCGGCGAACAAAAUGCUACCGAAAUGGAAUCGGUACUUUUGGGGCUCGAUCAGGAGUAUCGUUUGAAAAAGAUUCCAGUGGAUGAAUAUGAAACCAAAAAGAGUGAAAUUUUGAUGAAAUUGAAGAACCAAGGACAUCCUCUGUCGAAAGAGGAUAACAAUUUUUUGGAGAAAAGGAACAACAGUUUUUAUUAUCAAAUGGAACAAUUGCCCGAUGACGAUCAUGAGUAGAAAAUAAGUUUUCUGUGUUUGCAUUUUUAUAUUUAAUUUGAGUGAGAAAUAAUGAUUUUGAUUGGAAA
Molecule: messenger RNA, 707 nt
Organism: Bradysia coprophila
Lineage: Eukaryota; Metazoa; Arthropoda; Insecta; Diptera; Sciaridae
Product: protein LZIC-like
Molecular function (GO): beta-catenin binding
Source: RefSeq, a predicted model, not a curated record